AUGGAAGGCCUUCCUUGUUUACCAGGAUUUUCAUUUCAAGAUCCAACACAAAGUAACUUUCAUGUCAGUCACACGCUUGAUGUAAAAAAUGGUCAUCGCGUAACUAAAUGGCCCCAAGUAGGAUUAGGUGGUACACGUAUUAAUUACAAUCAAAUAAGUGAAGACGAAUUGGAACUUCUUCGAAAUUAUAAACCAGAACUCGUCUAUGGUAAAAAUGUUGUUGGAGUACCUGAUAAAUUUGUUCCAGCUACAUUAGCAUUUGAUAAAAAAGUCUUACGAUUCUUCGGAUAUUUCAAACAAACAGUACCAGAAAGUCCAAAUGAAUAUUAUCGUGUACGACCAGUUAAAAUAUUCUAUUACCUUGAAGAUGAUAGUUUAGAAAUUAUCGAAGAAGUUCAAGAAAAUAGUGGUAUUCCACAAGGAAAAUUAAUUCGUCGUCAUCGUUUUCCAAAGAAUGAUCAAGGUGAAACAUAUAAUUUUCGUGAUAUUAACCUUGGACAAAAUUUAGCUGUCUAUGGAAAAGUAUUUCGUGUCUGUGAUUGUGAUGCGUUUACUCGAGAAUGGCUUGAAAGUGAAGGUAUUCAUGUACAUGAACCUGAAUUAAUACCACGUGAUCCAUAUUUAACAAAACGAAAUCAAGCAGCUGAACUAAAAAAAUAUACAACAAAAAAUGAUUUUGAUAAACUUAAACAAUAUGUUGAAAUGGAUCGAAAAGUUUUACGUUUUUAUGCUGUAUGGGAUGAUCGAUCACAAAUGUUUGGUGAAAAACGAGAAUUUAUCAUUCAGUACUAUUUAGUUAAUGAUACAAUGGAAAUACGAGAAGUACAUAAAGCAAAUGAUGGUCGAGAUCCAUUUCCUAUUCUUAUUACUCGUCAUAAAAUUCCAAAAGAUCGUUAUGAUGUUAAAGGUACAUUUCCACAUGUUUUUCUUGAAUUAACUGAUACAGAAGUAAGUAAUUAUUUUAAACCAUCGGAUUUAAUGGUUGGAAAAACUGUCAAUAUUUACGGACGAAACUUUUUCUUAUAUGAUUGUGAUAUGUUUACAAAAACAUUUUAUACAAAAAAUUUUGGUGUUACUAAUUUUGAAAAAACUGAUAUUCAAGAGAAACGUAACUUCCAUCCGAAUAUGGAAAUUCCUCCAUACAAUGGAUUUGGUACAUUAGAAGAUUCAUUACAAAAUUGUUUACGUCUUCAACCUGAUCGACCAAAGAAAGAUUAUGUUAAAUUAAUGGAAAAUGAUCAUAAAGUACUUCGUUAUGACGCUGUUUUAGACAGUCCUCGUGAAAAUGAUAAAUUACGUAGAUUUAUUAUUAGUUAUCGUCUUGGUGAUGAUACAAUUACUAUUCAUGAACCACCUCAACGCAAUACAGGUAUUAUUGGUGGUCGAUUUCUCGAACCAACACGAGUAUCAAAACCAGGUUCGUCGACUGAAUAUCCUCAAUAUUAUGGUCCAUCUGAUUUUUAUAUUGGUGCCAAUAUCGAAGUAUUUCGUCAACGUUUUAUAAUUCGUUCAGCUGAUCUUUUCGUAUUGAAAUAUGCUGAAGAACAUCCUGAACAAUUUACACCUGCUGUUGUUGAAUCAUUACGACAACAUUUAAGUAAUGAACCAGGUCGACCCGAUGCUCGUCUCAGUACAAAUGUUCAUGUUCAACGUCGACCAGGUGAUUUCAUACGUUUAUAUGCUGAAAUACGUAAUAAAUUAAAAGCUUUACGUAUAACAAAUCAUGAACAAAUUCGACAAAUGUUUUUACGUUACGAUAAAGAUCGAAAUGGCUAUGUAGCUCGAGAUAAUAUUGUAGAUUUAUUCCGACAAAUUAAUUUACCACUGGAAAAUGAUAUUAUUGAUGCGAUGAUUGCUGAAUGUACAACAAACAGUGAAGGAAAAAUCAAUUUAUAUGAUUUUUUACGAUUUUUUGAUACUUAA
Messenger RNA from Adineta steineri, 1923 nucleotides. The record is from the annotation of a GenBank genome assembly. NCBI's taxonomy places the organism in Eukaryota, Metazoa, Rotifera, Eurotatoria, Adinetida, Adinetidae.